CUGGUUAUUGUCAUGGAGCCGAACAGUCCAAAAAAGAUACAAUUUGCUGUGCCGUUAUUUCAAAGUCAAAUAGAUCCUGAAGCCGCUGAACAGAUCAGGAAAAGGCGGCCUACCCCAGCAUCACUAGUCAUUAUGACUGAUUCGCCUCCUGAAAUAGAUGACAAGAGAAUGAACAACAACUCUCAAGAAGAAUCACAGAAUGCCUCCCCCAAACAAAGGAAGCAGAGUGUCUAUACCCCUCCAGCCAUGAAAGGUACUGUUCAGGGGUUAAGCACCUGAAAAACCAGACUGGCUCCGCAUUCCCAGAGGAAGACGAAGGGGUCAACGAAAGAGACGAAGAGUGGAGCCCAUAACUGGUGCCGAGGGUCU
This is a messenger RNA of Euleptes europaea (tarantolino), 369 nucleotides long. It is a transcript of the gene PPP1R1C, whose product is annotated as protein phosphatase 1 regulatory inhibitor subunit 1C. NCBI's taxonomy places the organism in Eukaryota, Metazoa, Chordata, Lepidosauria, Squamata, Sphaerodactylidae. The transcript has 5 exons. Gene Ontology annotation, biological process: intracellular signal transduction. The coding region runs from base 13 to 279 and encodes 88 amino acids. The record is from RefSeq and is a predicted model, not a curated record. Gene Ontology annotation, molecular function: protein phosphatase inhibitor activity. Gene Ontology annotation, cellular component: cytoplasm.